Molecule: messenger RNA, 447 nt
Organism: Thermochaetoides thermophila DSM 1495
Lineage: Eukaryota; Fungi; Ascomycota; Sordariomycetes; Sordariales; Chaetomiaceae
Exons: 3
Coding region: 1-447 (148 amino acids)
Biological process (GO): intracellular protein transport; nucleosome assembly
Cellular component (GO): nucleosome; Sec61 translocon complex
Molecular function (GO): structural constituent of chromatin; DNA binding
Source: RefSeq, a predicted model, not a curated record
AUGGCCUCCCCCCGCGCGACCUCCCCCGCCCCCGCCGGCGAAAAGGGUUCUGCCACAGGCGCCUCUACCUCUGCCUCCCCCGGCGUCCUGGGCGGUCCGCGCGGCUCGUCGCCCCCGCCACCGGGCGGCGCGCGCACCGCGAUCCGUCGCCGCGCUGCCGCCGACCAAAAGGAGCGCUUGGCCAACCAGCGACCCAACAGCACGCGGGCGGCCGGCGCCGGCGGCUCCAGCAACACCAUGCUCAAGCUGUAUACGGAUGAGAGUCCCGGUCUGAAGGUGGACCCCGUGGUGAAUAACAAGAAGAAGAAGAAGAAGAAGAAGAAGAAGAAGAAGAAGAAGAAGAAGAAGAAGAAGAAGAAGAAGAAGAAGAAGAAGAAGAAGAAGAAGAAGAAGAAGAAGAAGAAGAAGAAGAAGAAGAAGAAGAAGAAGAAGAAGAAGAACAUAUGA